GCUAACCGACAGCUAACAGACUAUAGACGUACACACAGUCUAUAGAUUGUUAUUAUUAGACGGUUUGUAGUUCAGUUUUAUCCCCGCAGGACACAGCAGCUGCUGAGCACCAGUGAUUUUGGACUUAAUCAUUCAUAAAUAUGAUGGAGGAUUUCUCUGGUUUGGCUCUGCCUCCUCUGUUUGGAGGACACAUCCUGGAGGCGGAGCUGGAGCCUGGUGGUGUGGAGCUGGGACCAGGAGAGGUGGAGCUGGGCCCGGGAGGCAAUGAGCUGCUGGAGAGUACAGCACAGGAGGAUGAAGAGAGGAGAGCUCUCGAUAAGAGGAAAUAUCUGGCUCUGAACAGGAGAUGUAAAGAAAUUGAACAGGUGAAUCAGAAGAUUCUUGGUCGCCUUCAUCAAGUACAAAGAAUAACACGGCGCUUGAAGAAGGAGAGACGGUUUCUCAUGAAGACUUUAGAUGCUCAUGGGGACGACUACAGAAACGCCCAGCUCACCAUACUUCUAGAGGAUGAGCCUGGAGCUCAUUUUGAUCCUGCUGCUGCUGGAGUGGAGGAUGAACGGCUCAACGGUGUCUCUGGCUCCACUUUGCCUGCAGCAAUGCAUCAUGUUGCUGGACCAAAGAGGAGGAGGCACCGAAUUCAACGGCAAGAGAAGGAUAAAGACCAACAGACUGAACCAGACAUGUCAGUGUUGGCAGAGACACAGUUUGGAGAAAUGCCCAGCCCAACCUCUCUGUCUCACUGAUCAUUGCACUGCAGCCCUGGAAAUGACAUUGAUGAAGGAGCACCCAGUUUCUCUCAUGUUCAGUAGAUACUCUGCCUCUGUUCAGCCAGGUGUUGCACUAUUUGUAGUUUUACUUGAACAUUGUAAACACAUUUAAUAAAUGUAAGAUCAAUUAUUCACCUGGUACAUAAUGUAUAUACAUUUGUUUUGUAUAUUAAAUCAUUUCUGUUGUCAUAUUUUGUACUUAGAGUUAAUGGCAACACAUAAUUAUGACUGACUGUGCAAACUAUCGUGGACAGCCUUGUUUGGUAAAUAUCUGGCAACCUAGAUACAAUUAUUGCCAGGUUGCAAACCUGUGUUAUAAGUGGCUUAACAAUACAUUCCUGGAUACUAUCAGUGAUUUAAUGGUUUAUGAUUUUAUUUUAGUAACUGCUGAAAUAAACUGUCUGACUGUUUUAUGA
Epinephelus moara (kelp grouper) is the source of this 1183-nucleotide messenger RNA. It is a transcript of the gene tfpt, whose product is annotated as TCF3 (E2A) fusion partner. The record is from RefSeq and is a predicted model, not a curated record. Gene Ontology annotation, biological process: apoptotic process; positive regulation of apoptotic process; apoptotic signaling pathway. Gene Ontology annotation, cellular component: Ino80 complex. Gene Ontology annotation, molecular function: DNA binding. Lineage: Eukaryota; Metazoa; Chordata; Actinopteri; Perciformes; Serranidae. Bases 141 to 743 code for a protein of 200 amino acids. The transcript has 7 exons.